AUGCCCGCCCACCGAAUAUCAGAUGCACAAUCGAUUGGAUUAGAUGCACAGAAAGUGACGGCUUUUCUCGCCCGAGUGAGGCAGGAAGUAGAAGAAGGGUUAUUGCCCGCUGCUCAGGUUGCCAUUGCCCGUGAUGGUAAAGUAGGUGUGUUUGAAAGCUAUGGUGACGCGCAGGCUGAGUCGCUGACACCCAUAUUUUCCGCAACCAAGGCCAUCACCUCGGCUGCAGCGUGGUUGUUGUUUCAAGCCGGUAACCUGGAAGAAGACGAGCGUGUUGUUGACAUCAUUCCGGAGUUCAAUACCCACGGUAAAGAUGCGGUCACGGUGGGGCAGUUGUUUACCCACACCGCCGGCUUCCCUCACGCACCGUUUAAACCCGUUCAAUGGAACAAUAAAGAAGAGCGAUAUGGUCGGUUUGCGCAAUGGCGUCUGACCUGGCCACCCGGAUCGAAGUUUGAAUACCAUCCUUCGUCGUCCAUGUGGGUGAUAGCGGAAAUUAUCGAGCGCCGCUCGGGUCUGGGUUUUACAGAAUUUGUGCGCAGUAAAGUGCUCGAUCCGUUGCAGCUCAACAAUCUCUUUGUGGGUCUGCCAGCUGAACAUCACCAUCGUGCACUGGAUUGUGUGCACAGUGGCGAUGCGCUGACCCCGGAGGACUACCAGAAAAUGGGCAUGCCUGUACCGCCGGACUCGGAGGUCACCGAAGAUGCCAUCCUGAAUUUCAACACCGCAGCUGUUCGUGAGGUGGGUGUACCUGGCGGUGGCGGUUACGCCACCGCAGCAGAUCUCGCACUGUUUUACCAGGCUUUGCUGCACGGAGGUCUGGAUGGGGUGGAAUUGUGGACGCCCGCGACGAUGGCCUCGGUACGCACCGUCCGCACCGGCGAUCUGACCGAUAUGAUGUUCAAUAAGUUGGCCAACCGCGGCCUGGGGAUCAUCAUCAGCGGCGAUGAUUCGCGCUCUUAUCGAGGUUUUGGUAAAACCAAUUCGCCUGAGGCCUUUGGCCAUAAUGGCGCCGGUGGUCAGUUAGCCUGGGUCGACCCGGCAAGCGGCUUGUCUUUGGCGUAUGUGACGCCCGGACAUGACCGUAAUUCUAUCCGCCAGGACACUCAAGCCAUCAUGGGUACCCGUGUGCACGUCGAGUUCUACCUGCCUGACAGACGCGAUGGCCCGCAACUGCUUACCCAGGUGAUGGAUGAAAUGCGUCGUAUCGAUGCAAAGUUCAGCUCUUACAAAGCAUCCAGCGAAUUGUCGCGCCUGAAUCGAGAGGCACCUGACGGCUGGACUGAGGUAUCGGAAGAACUCUUCGAGUUAUUGAGUAAGGCGCAUCAGGUUUCCAAGCUUACUGGGGGCGCUUUUGAUGUCACCUAUGCAUCUGUUGGUCGAUAUUACGACUAUCGUGAAGCGAAAGCGCCGGAUGCUGAAGUGGUUGCUAAGGCGGUUCAGGGCAUCAACUAUCGAUAUGUUGAACAGGAUCCGCAAAGCCGACGAGUGCGUUACAGUCGGCCAGAGGUGUAUGUUGCCCUUGGGGGUAUAGCCAAAGGUUAUGCGGUUGAUCGGGGGAUUGCGCUCCUGCAGGAGGCCGGGGUUGCCCACGCCAGCGUCUCUGCCGGUGGUGACAGCCGCAUUGUUGGCGACCGGCUCGGUCAGCCCUGGAGUGUUGGCAUUCAGCACCCGCGUGCGCAAGACAAAAUGUCUGCUGUGCUGCCGCUGGUAGACACAGCAGUGUCAACAUCCGGCGAUUACGAACGCUACUUUGAAGAAGAUGGCGUGCGCUAUCACCACAUCCUCGAUCCCAACACAGGUCGCUCUGCCACGGGCGCCUGGAGUGUCACUAUUCUAGGCCCUGACGCGACCUUUACCGAUGCGCUGUCCACCAGUGUUUUUGUGUUGGGUCCGGAACGUGGUUUAGCCCUCAUAGAUAGAUUGCCCGGCAUUGACGCCAUCAUCAUAGAUCCCCAGGGUCAGCUGCUGUUCUCCGCGGAUCUUAUGGAAUUGUCGGGAGGAACGAUGACCAACAGGAAAACCACAUUGAGCGGUUUCAUUUCAACAGUCGCCAAACAAGCUGGCCAACUGUCUGCUGUAGCAGGCGUGUUCCUGAUUGGCACAGGGUUGUUCAGUAGUCACGCUCUGGCUGCAAACGUUCCGAUUUCUGAAAACGCACCGGAUUUCACGUUGAAAACGCUGGAAGGCUCAAAUUUACGUCUUGAAGAGCACCGCGGUGAAGUUCUGUUGAUCAACUUCUGGGCGAGCUGGUGUGGCCCCUGUCGUCAGGAGAUGCCCAUUCUGGACCGUCUGCAUGAGCGCUAUGAAGAUACCGGUUUUGCAGUCUGGGGCAUUAAUGUAGAAGGCGAAGAAGAGCCUGCACAGAAACUGGUUGAUAAAACCAAGGUGACUUUCCCUGUGCUGAUCGACGAAGGUCAGGCGGUCAGCGAACUAUACGAUUUAGAGGCGAUGCCGAGCACUGUAGUGGUGGAUCGGGAUGGCGUUGUUCGCUACAUCCACCGAGGUUUUGGCAUGACAGGGAUAGCUAAGUCGAUAGGCGCCGCUCUGCUGUUGUUUGGGUGCGCUCUGGUCUGGGCCGAAGACACUAAAUCUGCAGCGUUAGACGUUGAGAUGGAAGAUGUCAAAAAAGCGCUGGUGGAGCUCAAACGGGAUCUUGUGAUUCUUGAAGAAGACCUGCUCUUUCCAGCCAGUUCACAGGUGUCAGUGUUCCUGUCCAUGGAUGUGGGCGAGUUCUUUGAACUCGACGCUGUGACCUUGAAGCUCAACAACAAAGAAGUGACUCAUCAUUUGUACACCGAGAAGCAGGUAGAUGCGCUGUUUCGUGGUGGUGUGCAGAAACUCUACGUAGGCAACGUGAAGCAGGGCGAAAAUCGCGUCACCGCUUUUUUCACCGGUCGCGGUCCCAACGGGCGCGAUUUCCGGCGUGCCACCACCGUGGAGUUUGAAAAAGGAUUCGAGCCGACUUUUAUUGCUCUGGCAAUUUCCGAUGAAACUGCAGAUUUCCAACCUGACUUUGUUGCGGAUGUCAAUCUGACUUAUGGCACAUUGCUCUACGAGUAUUUCCAGGAAGAUCAUCAGGCUGCGCUGUUAACUGCACUGGUUGCACAACAGCAGGGGCGAAGAGGCGAGAAACAAACUCAAUUUGACCUGGCUGCGGGUAGUUUUGCAUUUGCAGAUGGCAUGUACGACUACGCUAAUCAGACAUUUGCCGCGAUUCCUGAAGGCGAAAUAGAGCCGUUAGAUCAGAUGCGCUUAUCUUUUCACCUGGCUCGCGAAUAUCACCGACGGCAGGAUUGGAACGCUCUGGGCCCUCAGCUGGCGAAUAUAGAGCUGGGUAAAAGCUGGUUCGGAAAACAGAAGUUGCACCCUGAAGUGGAGUACAUGCGCGGUGAGUACGCGGUGCAUCUGGGUGAAUAUGACAAAGCUGCGCAACACUUUAAUCUGAUGGAAGAAACCCACCCGCUGCGCGCGUAUGGGCUUUUUAACCUGGGCGUUGCCUAUCGUCUGGCAGAUCAGCUGCCUCAAUCUCAGCAGACCUUCCAGACUCUUGCGUCGUUACCUGCCUACAGCGAUGAGGCGUAUGACCUCAGCCAACGGGCGAAGCUGGCGCUGGCACUUAUCGCGCGCCAGCAGAAAGACACACAGAGUGCCGAAACCGUGCUCAGCGCUCUGCCGGGUGAAGGGCGCUAUCAGGAAGUUGCUAUGGCUGCCUACGGUGGUCUGGCGAUGGAUAACCAGGAUUAUGAAUUAGCCGCGCGCAUCUGGAUGACCCUGCAGGAGCAGGACUACUGGACGCCCAGUACGGCAACCGCUCGACUCGGGUUCCCACUCAGUCUGGAGAAGCUUGCGGGUGAACAGCGCGCCUCUACGGAGCUUGCACUGGUGCAGUUUCAGCGCGCUGAAGCAAGUUUUAUGUCUCGUCUGAACGACCUGACGCGGCUGUCAGCAGAAGCAGAAGAUCCGCAGUGGGUGCAAAGCCUGCUGGAAGUGUUUGCUAACGAUGAUCAAGACGAUGAGCAGAUGCAGCUGCUGAUGCAGAAAUGGCAGGAUCAGCUGGGUCAUACGGAUUGGCUUGAGUGGUUAGCCACUGACAAAAUUAAUCAGGCGCUCACCCAGUGGCGUGCGCUCAAUGAAAUGGAAACCUGGGUAGGUGCGCUUCCUGAAAAGCUUGAUGCUCUGGAGCGGGUCGCCGCUGAGCAGCGCCGCCGGGGCGAACAGGCCCAGGUCAUGUUGCAGGAUGAAGGCUUGUUGGCAAAACGCGAAGCUCUGCAGGCUCGUGUGAAUACUGCGCAAUCUGAGUUAAGUGCACUACGCGCUGCAACGCCGAUGCCGGAUUUGGCUUGGAUGAUGCCCCUGGCGAACCCGGAUGAAAGAGAGCUGCUGACAGAGUUAGAUGGCAUGCGCCAACUGCUGGUACACAUGAGCGACAAAGAUCGUGUCAAGUGGAAUGCACGUAUUGCCCGCCUGGAAGGUGUCUUGUUCUAUCGCCUGGUGGAUGAGCGGGCGGCGCGUCUGCAAACGCUGAGUAAAUCGCAUAAAGAUCUGCUGACAGUGCUGGCUGAUGUGGAUGCCCGUAUCGAACGUGUCGAGGGUGCGGAAAGCAAUUUCAUGGCCGGGGUUGGCACCGAUUUUCUGGUUUUUCAAGACCGAGCGGCGGACAUCACGCAGAUGGUCAAUGCGGCCAGAACCAGUCGUGAAAGCCUCCUGGCUGAUGAAAUACGUGGUCGGAUGCAGCAGGAAAUGGAUCAGGUACAGCAGUAUUUACUGGUGACCCGAAUUGCGAUCGCUCGGGCAACUGAUCAGUUAGCUGUGGGUUGCAGCUGGAUGACCUUUGGAUUGAUAGGUGGCGAUGAGCCUGGCGUUGUGAAAACCAAAGGCCCAACCCUGGGCAGCAGAAUCAGCGCCCUGCCUGCUCUGGAGCUGGCGCCGGUUGCGGCCAUUAAGCCGACCCGGGAUGAAGUCAUGGCGGCCUACAACAGAGUAUAUGGCUUGCUGCCUUCCAGUGGUGAGAAUCACGCUGUAGGUAAGCGGCUUGCCGACCUGCAUAUGGAAGUAGGCCAGGAUCUCGAUAUAGAAGGUGGCGCUGAUCCAUAUCGCCCCGCAGUUGAACUUUAUGAAAAGCUGCUGGCACAAGCUGAUGCAGCCGACGAGAUUGAUGCGAUUCUCUACCAGCUUGCGCGUGCGCAUGACCUGGUAGGCGAACAGACUCAAACCCUGACUUAUCUUGAUCGAUUGAUAGCCGAACACCCUGGCAGCGAAUACGUUCCUGAAGGCCGUUUCCGCCGCGCUGAAAUCAAAUUCUCCAGCGAAGAUUAUCGUGCCGCUGCAGCUGACUAUGGUUACGUUGUUGAGCUUGGCGACAGCACGCCUUAUUUCCAGAAUGCGUCUUACAUGUUGGGCUGGUCUGAAUUUAAACGUUCGCGUUUCGAUGAAGGUCUGCAUCAGUUUUUCAAUGUGGUUGAUAACUUGUUAGCUGAGGGUGACGCGGCAGAUCUUACGGCGAUUGACAAUGAAAUGCUGGAAGACUCGUUUCGUGUCAUCACCCUGGGGCUGGCCUAUCUUGAUGGUGCCCAGACCCUGGCUGAUGAGAUGCGUAAACGUGGACGUCCGGAUUGGCAGUAUCUGGCAUACCAGCGCCUGGCCGACGACUAUUUCGGCAAAGAACGUUUCCUCGACAAUGUGGCCACCUGGCAGACGUUCAUUGAACACAAUUCGCUGGAUCGACGCGCACCAGCUGCACAUACCGGCAUGAUCAAGACGCUGAUGGACGCAGGGUUCCCAAGUGAUGUGUUGCCGAAGAAAAAAGAAUUCAUCCUGCGUUAUGGCGUUUACUCGCAGUUCUGGUCACAUCACAGCGAAGAGGUGCGCGCCGAAUAUCUGCCCACCCUGCAUGGCUACCUGUCUGAAAUUGCCAAAUUGGCACACGCGGACGCCCAGGCAUUUGAUCUGGCCCAGCAGGCAGCCAAACAGCCCGUAAAGAACGCUACAGCUCAGCGUACAACACUGUAUCUGGAGGCGGCUGGCUGGUACGAAGAAAUUAUUGUGACGUUCCCACAGGACCCUCGUACCGCCGAGUAUCUGUUCCUGUUGGGCGAAUCGUAUACCGAAGCCGCUGAACCAGGGCGUGCAGUUGCCGCUUACCAGCGCGUGGUGCGUGAUUUUCCUGAUUACCCGGAUGCCCAUGAAGCAGGCUAUGCCGCAAUUCUGGGUCUGACGGAGCUGGUUUCGACGGCCAGUGCGGACGAAUUGGAAUUGUGGCAACGGCUCAAAAUUGAUGCGCAGAUUGAAUUUGCGCUGAUCUUCCCAGGUGACAACCGCGCACCAGCAGUGCAGACAGAUGCAGCAGAUACGUUGUUUACCCUUGGACACACAACGGAAGCGUUAGAUCUGGCGGAAAAUCUUCUGCUCGAGUGGCCUGACGUUGAGCCUGAACUGAAAAAAACAGCCUUGCUGAUUAUUGGUCAUGGACGGUAUGAGCUUGAUCAAUUUGUACCGGCAGAAGAGGCGUAUCACAAGUUGCUUGCCAUUGAGCUGUCCAGCGAAGAGCGCGCAAAAGUUUCGGAGCGUUUGCUGGCUGCUGUUUAUAAACAGGGUGAAGCCAGCGAUCUGGCGGGUGAUGUGGAUACAGCGGUGUAUCACUUCAUGCGCAUAGCGCAAAUCGAUCCUGCUGCAGCGCUCGCGGCUCAAGGCCACUUCGAUGCCAUUGCUGUUGUUGAAUCCGCCGGUCGUAUACCGGACGCGGUAGCGAUGCUGGCUGAGUUUCGCAGCCUUUAUCCCGAUCAUGAACUGGGCAAGGGCAUCGAUAUGCGUUUGGCCGGUAUGUACGAGCAGACGCAGAAUUGGUCAGCUGCGGCGGUUGAAUACGCGGGUCUUGCAACCUCCGCUGAUGAUGUCGAAGUGCGACGACAGUCGCUCUAUCGCGCAGCAGAAAUUUACCUGCAGCAGGAUGACGUUAACGCAGCUAUCGAAUAUUUCCGUGAAUACGCACAUACCUAUAAAAAGCCCUAUGACUUGCGCCUGGAAGCCAUUCACAACAUGGAUGAGCUCUACCAGCGUGUGGGUGACGGCGAAAAGCAGCGCUACUGGCUGGAUCAGAAAAUCAAACUGCACCGGGAAAUGGGUGGCGAGGCUACCGAGCGCGCAACCUAUCUGGCCGCUGAUGCGCAAAUGGUCUUUGCCAAUGAUGAACGGCUGGCCUACCAGGCGAUUCGUCUGACACAUCCACUGAAUCGUAGUCUCAAGCGUAAGCAAAAAGCAUUGAAGCAGACCUUGAAGGCCUACGAACGGGUUGCCGGUUAUGAAGUUGAAGCGUUUACCACCGCGUCAACGUUUGAAAUUGCAGAUCUCUAUUCGGCGUUAUCAAAAUCGAUCAUGACGUCAGAUCGGCCUGAAGAUCUUUCUGCCCUUGAGUUGGAUCAGUAUGAAAUUCUUCUGGAAGAGCAGGCCUUUCCGUUUGAAGAGCAGGCCAUUGAGCUGCACGAAAUCAAUAUGCGUCGUGCCUGGAACGGUACUUAUGACGACGCCGUUAAAAAAUCAUUUGCUGAGCUGAUACGGCUGAUGCCGGGCCGGUUUAACAAGCAGGAUGGUGAGGCUGAUCUGGUUGCACCCCCGGUGCCCACGCCACCUCUGCAUGCAGGUAGUCAGGCGUUAUUUGAACGCGGCGUGGAGUUGCUUAAAGACAAUAACCUCAGUGCAGCGCAGGUUUUGUUCCAGGAACUGGCAGAGUCUCAACCAGAACUUGCCGGUCCCUGGGUCAACCUUGGUCACAUAGCCCUUGCGCAGAAUGAUGAAGCACAGGCGCGACAUUCCUUUGAGUUAGCUUUGCAGGCGAACCCCGCUAAUUGUGAUGCGCUUACCCAACUUGGCGUCAUGGCGCGCAAACAGGGUGAGUUCCCUCUGGCGCAGCAGUAUUACCAGCGUUGUAUCGAGGCCAAUCCAGCUUAUGCAAACGCGUAUCUGAAUCUGGGCAUCCUGUAUGAACUUUACAUGGGUCGAUUGCCGGAAGCGCUUGCUGCCUACAACGAUUACCAGGUCAUGUUGCCCAGUCCGAACCAGCAGGUGGCUGGAUGGGUGAUGGAUUUAGAACGCCGCGUUGCGGCCAUCGCCAGGCGAGAAGUAGAAAUGGAUAUGUACGCAACCUUUGUGGGUUUCUUCCAGGAAGGAGGCCCGUUCAUGUAUCCCAUCGCCGUGGUAUUAGCCAUUGGUGUGGCGAUAGCACUUGAACGAUAUUUUUAUCUUGCGCAGCAGAUGCGGAUUAAUCGUAAAGAUUACAACGCGUUACUGCCGUUGUUAAAGCAGCGUCGUGUUCGUGAAAUUGUUGACCUGACCAAAAAGUCCAAGUCGCCAAUGGCUCGAAUAGUUGCAGAUGGUGUUAACAAACAGAGCACGUCAAACGAUUUGCGACGUCGUCAGGAUAUCGAAUCGGCGAUGGAAGAAGGUCUGUUGGAAGCGCUGCCGAAUAUUGAGCGUCGGACACCGUACCUCGCAACGUUUGCAAACAUUGCAACACUGCUUGGCCUGCUCGGUACGAUUAUUGGUCUUAUUGCUGCGUUUACCGCGGUUGCCAAUGCUGACCCGGCCGAAAAAGCAACGCUCCUGUCACAGAGUAUUUCGAUUGCGAUGAAUACCACCGCGUUUGGUUUGAUGGCGGCUAUCCCACUGCUGUUGAUUCACUCCAUGCUGCAGAGCAAGACCAGCGCGAUUGUUGAGUCGUUAGAGAUUGCGGUAGUGAAGUUCGUGAAUCUGCUGGAAGGCCAUGCCGAUGCAGCAGCUAAAGUCACUGGCAAAGUAGGAUAUUCCAAAGUGAGCAUGGAUCGCGUUCGUCUCAGACGACUUAAACAUACUGAAGCUGCUGACCUGGAUGUCACGCCGUUCAUGAAUCUCAUGAUCGUGCUGGUACCGGUACUGCUGCUGUCGAUGGUGUUUACCCAUACCACGGUCAUCGACCUGAAUUUCCCCACUGGCCAAGCUGCAUCUGGUGAGUUUGAUCCUGAGGCGGUACAUCUGGAAGUGGCCGUUUAUGCGGAUCGUCUGGUGGUGGCCGAUGGUCGAGGUGGGGUUAUCAAACAGGUGCCGGCAGUUGACGGUGAACAUAACUUCGCAGAACUGUCUCUGGUUAUGCAGGAGCUCAAGCGCCGCAUGCCGGAAAAAGAAGACAUAACGGUUCUGCUGCAGGAAGACACCAGCUAUCAGACUUUGGUCUCGGUGAUGGACAAGGUGCGUUCGUACCCGGCUGUGCAGGCCUUAGACGUGGUUCAGGCAGAACUUUUUCCAGUGAUUUCUCUGGGUGAUACACCGGCAGGCGAACAGUCCGUUGCUGUCGCAGCGAAGCCAUCCACAGGCAAAACAGCGGGUCUGAAUCUGGUCUCGCUGAUGGAUAUCUUCACGAUUCUGGUUUUCUUCCUGAUGGUGAACUCUUCAGAAGUGGAAGUGCUGCAGACCAGUUCCAAAAUCAAACUGCCGGAUUCUUCUUCGGAAAAACAACCGAAGAAUCAGCUGAUGAUUUCUGUAGAUGAAGAAGAUCUGGUAGUGCAAGGGCGGUCUGUGGCGAAAGUGGCUGACCUUUUUGGUACCGAAGAUCUGAUGAUUGCGGGUCUGCAGUCGGAGCUUGAGUAUCAGGCGACCCGACGCGGUGAAAUUCCGGAAGGCGGUUUCGAAAUUACUGUCAUAGGGAGCAGCGUCAUGAGCACAAUGAUGGCUAAAGUGCAUGACUUUGAUCUGCCCUGGGAUAACCAGCGAUCAGACCGCAAGGUACUGAAAUCCUGGAUGGUGAUCUGUCUUGGUGUAUUGCUGGUGGUUGGCCUGCCGAUGCCCUUUCUGACGCUACCUGAAGUGGAGCGGGAAGAACUGGAAGCGUUGCCUCCCCAAUUGGCGCGGAUUGUUAUGGAACAACCGAAACCUAAGCCGCCACCACCGCCGCCGCCAAAAGAAGUUGAAGAAGUUAAGCCUGAGGUGCCUAAAGAGGUUGCUAAAGAAGAGGUUGUGAAACCAAAGGUGGAGCCUAAAGUAGCUGAUGCGAAGGAAAAGGCAUCCGUAUCGGGCUUGCUGGCGUUCAAAGAUGCGUUUGCAGACAUGCGCGAAGCUGUUGAUGUUGACAAGUUACAAGACACAGCCUCCAUCCAAAGAGGCUCUGGUGAGGCCGCAACCAUAGACCGCAACCUGCUGACCUCCAAACACAGUACUCGAAGUUCUGGUGUUAACGUGGCUGCCCUGUCUCGUGAAACCGGCGGCGUAGCUCUGUCUGGUCGGCAAACCACUAAGGUCGAUGCGCCUGAGAACGUUGCCGGCACUGGCGGCGUCCGUAAGCAGCAGGUGGCUGACCCUCGCAGUCGCAGCAUCGAAGAGAUCCGGCGUGUUUUUGAUACCAACAAAGGUGCGAUCUUUGCUAUUUACAAUAGAACCCUGCGUUCCAAUCCGGCACUCCAGGGUGAAGUGGUUCUGGAACUGGUCAUUGACCCCAACGGCGCUGUCAUUGAAUGUAAGGUGGUGGCAUCUGAGAUUGCGGAUCAAUUGAUGAUCGACAAAAUUGUCAAUCGCAUCCGUCUGUUCAAUUUUGGUGAGCGUGACGUGAAACGCACAACCAUCCGUUAUCCGGUACACUUUCUGCCCACCUAA
Symbiodinium necroappetens is the source of this 10617-nucleotide messenger RNA. The record is from the annotation of a GenBank genome assembly. NCBI's taxonomy places the organism in Eukaryota, Dinophyceae, Suessiales, Symbiodiniaceae.